GGAUACACAAGGGAAGGAGCCCACUCUUGUGCUCUAUAGGGAGCAGGAGACGGCGCAGCGACACCACAGUUCCUCUCCUCGAGAGUUCUUUGUCGUCUCAAGUCCAUGGCCUCCCUGCGUUGAAGAUGCCAAGAAUCUGGUGCUGCUGCAUCUGCAUGCAUGCCUAACUUAUCAAGAGUAAUGCUCUUCUUCGUAACAUGGCAGCUAAAUAGUGGAGGACUCGUAUCACCAGGCAACAACUCUGCUAUCUUCUCUUCAUUUGUUCUCAUUUCUCAACGAGUAUAAGUAUCAACCCUUCACACUGUAAGUCUUCCGACUGAUCGAGCGUUCUCUAAGUUUUCUCCCUUUGUGCUUGAAGUCCCUUUCGUUAUCCGUACGUCAGAGUCCAGGCUACAACUUGAUGAACUGUUAAUAUAUUUCUGGCAGCAGAACAGGGCUCUUCUUCAAGUAUGUAUAAGCACAACAAAUGAUCAUGCAGAAUUUGAACAUGCUGGGUUCCAUCAUUUUACUACUUGUCUUCCCUAUCCUGCUCCUGCCCACAGUUGUCGCCUAUCCCUCCACUACAUCUCACUCAAAUCUCUGGAACAUAUCUAGUAUGCAAAGCAGAGUAGCCAUGGCACGAAAUUCCAGUGCCCUUGUCAUUCUUGAGAGUGGCAGUGCCUCAUACCAACUUUAUUUUGGCUUCUACUCCAAGGACGGCCAUGCAUUCACUCUCUCUGUCUUGCUUAUAGGGCCCCAGGAUCCAGUCAUUUGGUCUGCCAACCCUGAUGAUCACGUAAGCCAGAAUGCCGUGUUGAACUUCACCGACAAUGGGAAUAUGCUGCUCAGCGAUGGGGAUGGCACCGUGAUCUGGUCAACAGCCACAAAGAACAAGUCAGUUGCGGGCUUCAGGCUAGACGUUUCAGGAAACCUUGUGUUAUUUGAUCAGAGUAACUCCCCUGUUUGGCAGUCGUUUCACCACCCAACAGACACAUUAGUACUGGGACAAUCGCUCUGCAGGGGCAUGAACAUAAGCGUAAAACCCUCCAACACAAAAUGGCCUUCUGCUCGGAUUUAUCUUUCUGCAGAGUUUGAAGGACUGCGGUACUCAUACCAACCAGCAUCCUAUUCACAAUUGUUCACUGAAGUUGCUAGCACGACAUCAAACUGUUAUGUAUUUGUCAAUGGAAGCUUUGGGUUCCCAAAUCAGGUUUUCUCGCUACCGCUAGCAAGAUCAUUGCAAUUCAUGCGGUUAGAGUCCGAUGGGCAUUUGAGGCUUUAUAAGAUGCAGGGCUACUCAAGCCCACAACUUCUGUCCGAUGUAUUAAGCACAACCAUGAAAUUCUGUGAUUACCCAUUCGCCUGUGGUGAUUAUGGUGUUUGCAGUGGUGGACAGUGCUCUUGCCCUAGUUUGAGCUACUUUAGGUCAAACAAUGAACGGCAUCCAGAAGCUGGUUGCACGCUCUUAACAAGCAUCUCCUGCAACCGUGCGCACAACCAUCAGUUGCUACCACUGGACAACGUUUCUUACUUCAGUGACAACAUGUUCCGGUCAUCGGCCGCUUCAAGUCCCUCAGAAGAGGUCUGCAAGCAAGCUUGCUUAAUGGAUUGUGCUUGCAGAGUUGCCAUUUUCCAGUAUUCCGGAGUUAGUAAAUACAGUAAUGGUGGUUACUGCUUGUUGUUAUCAGAGCAAAAGCUAAUUUCGCUGGCAGAAGGUUCGUCCGACGGACUUUCAGCAUACAUCAAGAUACAAGGCACACGAUCAAUCAAAAAGAGGAUCACAACUAUAGUUUGUUCAGUAAUUGCAGGUUUGUCUGCACUAGGAAUCCUGUUCUCCGCCAUCAUAUGGAAAAUGUGCAAGAAAGAGGAAGAAGAACUCUUUGAUAGCAUACCUGGGACACCAAAGCGUUUCUCCUUUCGCGAGUUGAAGGUAGCUACCGGCAACUUCUCUGUGAAGCUUGGGAGUGGUGGCUUUGGGUCAGUCUUCAAAGGCAAGAUAGGAAGGGAAACGAUCGCUGUCAAACGUUUGGAAAGUGUUGAGCAAGGAACCGAGGAGUUCUUAGCGGAGGUCAUGACAAUUGGGAGAAUGCAUCACCAUAAUCUUGUCAGGUUGAUAGGAUUUUGUGCGGAGAAGUCGCACAGGCUUCUCGUCUACGAGUACCUGUGCAACAGUUCAUUGGAUAAAUGGAUCUUUCAUGCAUGUUCAGUUUUCACUUUGUCUUGGAAAACCAGACGUAACAUCAUAAUUGCCAUAGCCAGGGGUUUAUCUUACCUCCAUGAAGAAUGCAAGGAAAAGAUCGCCCACUUGGACAUCAAGCCACAGAACAUUCUCCUUGAUGAUAGGUUCAACGCAAAGCUCUCUGAUUUUGGACUGUCCAAAAUGAUAAACAGAGACCAGAGCAAAAUUAUGACUCGAAUGCGAGGCACGCGUGGAUACCUAGCUCCCGAAUGGCUUGGUUCGAAAAUCACUGAGAAGGCUGAUAUUUACAGCUUUGGCAUUGUGGUGAUGGAAAUCAUUUGUGGCCGAGAAAAUUUGGACGAAUCGCUGCCCGAGGAAAGCAUUCACCUGAUAAGUCUGCUCGAAGAAAAGGCAAGAUCUGGUCACCUGGUCGAUUUAGUGGACAGUGGCAGCAAUGAUAUGCAAUUUCAUAUGGAGGAGGUCAUGGAAGCGAUGAGGCUUGCGAUGUGGUGCUUACAGGUUGAUAGCAGCAGAAGGCCCUUGAUGUCGACGGUCGCAAAGGUGUUGGAAGGCGUGACGAGCUUGGAGGCUGCACCCGACUACAGCUUUGUCCCUAGUUUUGCAUCCAAUGGUGCUGGUGUUGCAGGGCCAACUUCUUCCUAUGUGCCAUCAGAAUCACAUUUAUCAGGGCCUAGAUGAAAGCUUACUUCUGCUUUCCAUUUGACUACGACGGUAGCUUUUGCUGUUUGGCAUCCUUCCAUUCUGCCAGUAUUCAUGACUCAUAAUAUUUUCUAGUGUGUAUCUCAAACAAGCAUCUUGAGAAAUCAAGGCAAAAGACAGAUGGCGAGAUAACCUAUUCUUUGCACAUUCUCACAAUAAUAAAGAAUAUUUAUAUAUCGUA
Messenger RNA from Hordeum vulgare subsp. vulgare (domesticated barley), 3059 nucleotides. Its product is annotated as G-type lectin S-receptor-like serine/threonine-protein kinase SD2-5. The record is from RefSeq and is a predicted model, not a curated record. Gene Ontology annotation, molecular function: ATP binding; protein serine/threonine kinase activity. The transcript is spliced from 2 exons. Gene Ontology annotation, biological process: protein phosphorylation. NCBI's taxonomy places the organism in Eukaryota, Viridiplantae, Streptophyta, Magnoliopsida, Poales, Poaceae. Bases 467 to 2857 code for a protein of 796 amino acids.